Molecule: messenger RNA, 2016 nt
Organism: Elaeis guineensis (African oil palm)
Lineage: Eukaryota; Viridiplantae; Streptophyta; Magnoliopsida; Arecales; Arecaceae
Product: probable WRKY transcription factor 14
Biological process (GO): regulation of DNA-templated transcription
Cellular component (GO): nucleus
Molecular function (GO): DNA-binding transcription factor activity; transcription cis-regulatory region binding
Source: RefSeq, a predicted model, not a curated record
AUGUGUGACUUCUUCUGGCAAAGGAUGGAGAACGACCAGGGCGACCUCGCUGACAUCGUCCGGGCGGGCGGGCGCGGCGGUCCGUCGAGCACCGAGCUCCCGAUCGCCGACUGGCAGCAGCUCCUUUCGGAGCCCAUGACCUUCCCACCAUCAACCCAGGGCCCGACCAGCGACUUCGGCGACCCCUUCGCCAACCUCCGAGACCCGCUGCUCGACCAAUUGGUCGGCUCCGAGGUCUUCGACGACCCAAGCACGAGAUCGGGCCCGGUCAACAUGAGCUCUGAGGGUGGCGAUGCCGGCGGCGGUAAUGGUCUCGUAAAACAGAAGAAGAAGAUGCUGAUGGGUGAGGAGAUGACGAGACCUUGUAACAUCUUCUCCAGGGUUCUUCAGAUCUCGCCAGGCACCAGCAAGACUACUCCGCUCUCACCGAGGGCGAUCAGGCCUUCUCCGAUAGUAACCGGUGAGAUGGUGAAGAUGGUUGCUGGCUCGGUGGGCUGCCAAGUGGAUCCCACUGCUGGGGUGCAGAUCUCCUCCCCUCGAACUACUGGGAUCAAGAGAAGAAAAAGCCAGGCAAAGAAAGUUGUCUGCAUUCCAGCACCAGCAGCAGCAACCAGCAGACCUAGUGGAGAGGUUGUUCCUUCUGAUCUAUGGGCUUGGAGGAAAUAUGGUCAAAAACCCAUCAAGGGCUCCCCUUAUCCAAGGGGCUACUACCGAUGUAGCAGUUCGAAAGGAUGCUCGGCAAGGAAGCAAGUCGAGCGAAGCCGAACCGAUCCCAACAUGUUGGUGAUCACCUAUACAUCGGAGCACAACCACCCCUGGCCGACUCAAAGGAAUGCACUCGCCGGAUCCACAAGAUCCCAACCUUCAAAGAGUAGCUCUUCAUCCUCAAAGAACUCCCCUCACAACCAAAAACCGCACAGUACAGGCCUUAAAGAAGAGUCCAAGGAGACAACAAGCUCGAGCGCUCCUGCGAUAAAAGAAGAAAUGAGUGAAUUGGAGAAGGCCAUAGAUCCAGUCGAAGAUAAUGAAUUCGAUCAAGUGUUCCAGCAGAGCUACAACCCCAUCAUCCCAGACUCGGAUCAGCCCGAUGACUUCUUCGCAGAUUUGGCAGAGCUGGAGCCCGACCCAAUGAGCCUCAUCUUCUCCAAAGGAUUCAUGGAAACCAAGCCGGAUGAGGAGAGAGGAGAGAGAGCUUCGGAUCCGUUCAGCAUGUUUGAUUGGCCUGGGAACUCAUUUGGAGAAGCUAGGAAAGGUUUAUAACAAGAUCUUGGCACAACAAAACACCUUAUAAGAAAGACAACCCUUUGUUUAUUUUAUGGAGGUGCAGUUUUGUCCCAAGGUCUGGGUAUAAACCUUUUUUAAGUAUUAAGUUUGAAACUUGAUGUCGGGGUAAGGGUCUCUUUCUGUUAUCUUUCCUUUUUCUUGUUAUUUAACAGAUCGGUUUAUAGAUUAGGGGAAAAAGAAGGGGGUUGUAGGUGAAUUGGGAGCAGGCUAUGGUAGACCCACAUCCUUGGAAUAUUGGAGGAUGGGACAGAAAGCUGAGGAACAGAAGCUUUCUACAGUUAGAACAAGUACACGUCUUAGAUGUGACUGAAAAAGCCUUCACGAGGAAGUUGAGAUAGUGUCGAUAUGGGGUGUGAGCUUUUCUUUUCGCUUCAUCUUUCCCUCUCUCUUCUUUCCAAGUGCGGAACAUAAUUCAAUCCUAGUGAAGAUUUCAAAUAAAGGAAGGAGCAUGGCUUGACUUGCUUUGCCAUGCCAUAAAGAAGGUGGCCAAAAGACUUGGAAUUAAGAAAGAGAGAUGAGCAUGAAAAUCUUGAUUUUUCUUCUAAUAAUAUCUUGCAUGUGCUACGAGCAGAUGAGCUUGGAGCUGGGACUUUGGAAGAAAAUGAGAUUAGGGCAGCUCUUUUGUUCCUCAGCUUUCUAUUUCCUAUCCCUUUGAUUUUUCAGCAUUGGAGUUCUGCUUUCAGUGUAUUAAGUAUUAAAUAUUGUUAUGAAAACAAUACUUUCACACCCUAA